Molecule: messenger RNA, 7056 nt
Organism: Candoia aspera
Lineage: Eukaryota; Metazoa; Chordata; Lepidosauria; Squamata; Candoiidae
Gene: MCM3AP
Product: minichromosome maintenance complex component 3 associated protein
Exons: 28
Coding region: 48-5900 (1950 amino acids)
Biological process (GO): mRNA export from nucleus
Cellular component (GO): cytoplasm; nucleus; transcription export complex 2
Source: RefSeq, a predicted model, not a curated record
AAAGCUAAAAUAUUCUAGACAAAAACUAUUUAAUAUCAGCACCAAAAAUGAAUCCCAAUACUCCUUUCAGUGGACAGCCAUUAGGAGUUUUUCAAGCAUCAUCUGGUGUGUCAACUGGAAUGUUUCCAGGUCAGCCACCGUUCCAGUUUAAUCAGCUCUCUCUCUUUGGACCGAACAGUGGAGGAGUAAAGAAUUCAGGAUCUACUCACCUAUCUGACUUUACCAUGACUUCAGGGCUGCAUAAUUCUCCAGGGCAAGGCUUGGGAUUUGGGCAACUUCCAGGGUUUACACAAUCUUAUUCUCUUGGACAAACUACAUCCUUUGUGACUUCUGCACCAAUGACUGCUUCUGUUCCCAGCAAACAAGGAUUUAGUUUUAGACCACCCACAAAUCUUGGCACUUCUCAGAGUACUUCUGCUUUUGGAGCUGUGCUUGGAGAAGCUUCAGGCAGUGGUUUUGUGAAACCAGAUUUCAGUUUCAAAAGUCCUGAAAAUGCCAUGUUCAAGCCUAUCUUUGGCACUAGUUCAGAACCAGAGAAGGUAUCAACUUCUGCUGUUUCUUCUGCUUUUACAUUUUCUUUUCCAGGUGGCACAGGACCUGGAAAAUUAACCCCAUUUGUCAUUUCUCAAGAAAGUAGCAAUUCAACCAAUACAGGUUUCAGUUUUUCCAAACCAGUGAGUAGUAGUACUUCAGCAGUUUCUUUCAGUGCUCCUUUACCAAGUAAGACUCUGGCAGAUGAUAAAAAGAGACCCAUGGCUCCCUUUACAGGUCCUGGUAGUAGUUUUACUUCUUUUUCAAAUUCAUAUUUGCUUUUAAGAGAAACUUUCCCAGUUAAUAAAACUAACAAAAUGGAACAUGAAGAUUUGUCAAUCUCUGGUGAACCACUUCCCACUCUUGGGAAGGGACUAAAAAGGAAAGAAGAACCAGAACAUUCCCCAAGACAUCAUGAUUAUGAUGCUGUGGAUGAACCAGAACUUCCAUCGAGGAGUGAUCAUGCUUCCAAUAAGCGUCCUGUUAGACUGACUCGCCCCCCGACACAAGGUCUGUUUGGUAGAGUCUUACAAGAUGUUUUCAAAAGCAACAAAAAAGAACCCAAAACUGAGCGUGUUCCCAUUGAAUCUGGAGAAAUGGAACCAACAAAUGUGGCAGGGGGAAGUCAGUCUGGUUUUACAAUGGCUAAACCAAUAUCAACGCUGAGAAAGGAAGAAAAUAAGGGAAAAUUGAAACAUGAUUCUGCUGCCUCAAACCCUUUGCGUCGAAAUCGGAGCAGUGGGAGCAUAGAGAGCCUUGGAUGCUCGCCAAGUGAACUGACAGCCAUCCAGUGUAAAAAUAUUCCUGAUCAUCUAAAUGACAGAAAUGUUCUUCACAAUCAUUUGGAGAAGUUUAUUAAAAUCCAACAGAUCCGUACCAACCUUAACAAAAAGCUAGCCAUUAUACGCUGUUUUGAUCAUGCAUCUGCCAUUUUGGCUAGAAAGAAAGUAAAAGACCUACACAGAGAUAUAGUGACAAAUUGGCAUAAAAAGAAACCAAGUCCUAAUAAGAAAGGCUAUUCAGCUGAGGAGGAGAAGCUAGAUGAAAGUGAUGGGAGGCAGAGCAAUGACCAACUGAGCCAUCAGCCUUCUCUACUUUCUAAGUCUUUAAUCCGUCCCACUGGUAGUGGAAAUCUGCCGAACAAGAGUUCUCCAGCUAAGAAAUCUGGCCUUAAAAAGUCUCUGCAAUAUGAGCCAUAUGCCUUUGACUGUGGAUCUGAAGGUCAGGGCUCAGAGCAUUCAGAGGUGUCAGCCUCCUCCUUCAACAGUCUUAUAGGAAUGGUGGCAGAGACCUCUGAGGAUAAGUACCGUCUUUUAGACCAAAGAGAUAAAAUAAUGCGGCAAGCUCGAGUGAAACAAAUAGAUCUUGGCAAAGCUAAAACCUUCGUUGGCACAUGCCCAGACAUGUGUCCAGAAAAAGAGCGUUACAUGAGAGAAACAAGGAACCAAAUUAGUUCUUUUGAAGUGAUCCCAGGAACUGACAAGGUUGACCAUGCCGCAGCAAUAAAAGAGUAUAGUAGGUCUUCCGCAGACCAGGAAGAACCUUUACCACAUGAACUGAGACCUUCAGAAGUGUUAAGCGUGACCAUGGACUAUUUAGUAACUCGUAUCAUGGAAAAAGGAGAAGGGAACUACAGGGAGUGGUAUGAUUUUGUCUGGAACAGAACCCGAGGGAUAAGAAAGGAUAUAACCCAGCAACAUCUCUGUUCUCCUCUGACUGUUUCCUUGAUUGAGAAAUGUACCCGUUUUCAUAUUCACUGCUCCCAUCAUUUGUGCGAAGAACCCAUGUCAUCAUUUGAUGCGAAGAUUAACAAUGAAAACAUGACUAAAUGUCUCCAGAGCCUGAAGGAGAUGUAUCAGGACCUUGCAAACAAGGGUGUUUACUGCAAGGGUGAAGCAGAAUUUAGAGGAUACAAUGUCCUCCUGAAUCUCAACAAGGGGGAUAUCCUCAGAGAAGUGCAACAGUUUCGUCCAUCUAUCCGAAACUCUCCUGAAGUUAGAUUUGCAGUUCAAGCUUUUGCUGCAUUAAACAGCAAUAAUUUUGUCAGAUUUUUCAAACUUGUGCAGACAGCGUCUUACCUGAAUGCAUGCUUGCUUCAUUGCUAUUUCAAUCAGAUUCGUAGAGAUGCUCUAAAAAGUCUCAAUUUUGCUUAUACUGUGAACAACCAGAGAUCCACCAUCUUUCCACUGGAUAAUAUAGUUCGCAUGUUGCUAUUUAGAGACCUUGAAGAGGCAACUGAUUUCAUAAGUUACUAUGGCUUGGGUGUGUCUGAUGGCUCUGUGGAGUUGAAUCGGUCUGCCCUUUUGGACCGAGAAAGCUUUCCCAAGCCAAAGAAAUCACUGUUUGUUGGGCAGAAGCUCACCCUGUCUGUUGGAGAAAUUGUCAGUGGGGGGCCUCUCCCGCCGAUGACUCGUCAUGUACCUGCGUGCAGUUUUAAUGCUCAGAACAGAUACAUAGGAGAGAAUGCAGUAGUGGAUUCAGCCAGCAAUAUUCUGAGAGUCGGUGUUGAUAUGACAGAACCAAGAAUGGGAGAGGAAAAUGUAAACAAGGAAGCACUUCAGUCUGAAUCUUCAUUUUUACUUCUUCCAUUCCCGUCUACUCUGGUGUCUUCCUCUGCAGAGUCCAUCUUCCAGCCCAUUGCACAACCAUUGUCUCCCAUACCAAAGCAUCAGCCUGAAUACAGUGAUACAGACAUUUUAGAGGUAGCUGAAGGCCUUACAUAUGAGGUGCUAGAAGAAGAAUGCAAAGAAAUCAGCAGUGCAGGAGCAGCCUAUAUACAAACAGCAAUAUGGAUCUCUGACAUUACUGUAAAUGAACUUGUGACAGAAGCGAUGUCAGGAAUUUUGAGGCAAAUUGCAUCUGUUGUCAUAAAUGAAGAAAGGGAAAGAUUUGAAGAAGAAAAGCGUCAGGCCGAAGAAGAGAAGCAGAAAAGGGAAAAAGAAGAGAGAGCACAACAGUUAAGCCAGUCACUGGGUGCCGAACUGGUGGAAGAAGUAGUAAAGCAAGAAACGCAAGAGAUUUCUGUUAAGGAGUUAAAGUGUGCUGUGGAGAAAGACCAAAAGGCACGCAUUGCCCGGUGUUCAAAAGAAAUCUGUACUGAAAUGAUGGGUACAUUUUUGGAGGAUGAAAUUUUCCAAAAUGCUAAGGAGACCUUGCAAGAACUUCAGUGUUUCUGCAAAUACUUACAACGAUGGAGGGAAGCUGUUUCAGCCCGAAAGAAAUUGAAGCGACAGAUGAGAGCGUUCCCAGCAGCACCGUGUUACGUGGACCCGAAAGAUAAACUGAAAGCACUUUCACCUUCUGCAGAGUGCCCAAUUGCCAAGGACCAUCUCAUUAAAAGAAUUGUCAACUUGGGACAUGCAGGGAAUCUUGGUACCUCCUGCCUGCAGUUACAGUGGAUACGGAACAAGACCAUCCACCAAAUGAAAGUACAGCAUUUUUAUCACCAAUUAUUACAGGAUGCAGCGUGGACUCCACUAGACCUACCAUCAUUAAUUGCUGAAAACAUUCCUCUGCAACAAGAAAAGAUCUUUUGGAAAGCACUUCUGGUGUUGCCAAGCUAUGAUGAGCAUCCUGCUGCAGAUCCCCGCAGAAUUCUGAUGGAAUGGUUGAAAGCUAAAUUUCAAAUCAACAGAAAUGAAAAGGAAACUGCAUCUCGGGCAAAUUACAAAAUUCAGACACUUGCACUGCAUUCAUCUCUCCAGGCACGAGAAGAUCAAGAAACUUGUGUUAGCGUGUGCAUAAAGGUGGCUUAUGGAACACUUGGCACCUCUGAACUUGAAGACCCGGAAACUCUGAAAGAACUACUUGGAACUAGUGGGCUUAUUCUCCUGCUGUCUCCUCAAGUAAGAAGUGAGGAUCCUGCAGAGGAAGAUGUCUAUUGGCUUUCAGCCUUGCUUCAGCUGAAACGGCUCCUUCAAGUGAAACCUUUCCAGCCAAAACUACCUCUUGUGGUUCUUGUCCCCAGUCUUGGAAAUGAGACUGUGAAAAAGGAAGUAGAAGAAGGUUUGAUGCUACCUGACUUGAUUUCAGCUAAACUUAUAUCGAACUACAAUGUUGUUGAAAUCCCAGAUUCUGUGAAUGAUUUGCAGGGUUCCAUCAAGCUCUCUGAGGCAGUACAGUGGCUGGUUGCGCAGUGCCCACAGCCUGUCAGACUUUGCUGCCAGACACUCAUGCAGUACCUUGAGGAUGGCCUUGACUGUUACUUCACCCAGGCUUUCUACCAAGACAGGUGGGAGAGACGUGUGGCUGGGUUACCCUCUCAAGAUCCUAGUGCCAUAAUAGAGCUGUACAACAGCGUGAUACAGUUCCUAGCUGAAGUUGCCUCUUCAGAAGAUCUCAGAGAGCUCUCCUGGCCUGUAGCCGAAUUUGCAGAGGCUGGAGGCAGCAAGUGGCUCCCCCACCUCCAGUGGAACAGACCCAGCCAUCUUGCAUGGCUAAAGAAGGCCCUGCUGUCCUUUCAGAUCCCUCAGAUGGACCUUCCUCCUUUCCGUGCUCCCUGGCAUCCUGUUUGUGCCAUGAUUUUCCAGUAUGUGUCCCAAACAGCUAGCUCUCUUCAGACCCAGGAGAUACUUCAAUCUCAGGUAGAGAAUUUGUUGAGCAACACUUACUUGAAGUGGAAGGACCAGAGGCAUGUCAAUGCAGGAGAAAAUGGCCCUUCUGUUUGGGAGAUUCCUUGGGAUCAUAUCUUGGCCCUGUGCAUUAACCAUAAAUUGAGAGAUUGGAAGCCUCCUCGUCUUUCAGUAGCACCAGAAGCAGUGAGUAAAGAUGGACAGAUACACAUAUACUUUUUAAAGGAGCAAUUGCAAAAAUUCAUUUGUCCUUUCUCAUGGGAGGAAGCCAGAUUAAAAACUCAGAAGGAGAUCCAGCAAAAUCAAGAAAGGACUAAAAUAAAGACUUUUGCAAAACUCUAUUCCCCUCUAUUGUCUCCAGCUAAACACUGUGUCAGCCAAGGAAUUAAAAACAACAAGGAACUCAAUAUCUCUGGCAGAGAUCUCACAUUGGCAGUUUCAGAAAUGGAUCUUCUCCCAGAGUGCCUGUCUGCUAAGCUACAGCUGGAAAAAGCAGAGAACGAGAGGUUUGAUGAACAGCUGCAGCAGUUGUUAGUUAAAGGUUCUGAGACACUCCAGGACUCCUUGUCUCUGCCUCUUUAUCUUCCUGAAACUCUAGUACCUGUGCCCCAGAUUAUUCAACCAUUGGCCAGAACUCCAAAAUCAAGAAGCCCAGAGGCUGGGACAGAAAGGAGAGACACAGAUACCUCUUUAUUCAGCAGACUGGCAUACUUGGAACAAUUGAUCAAAGUUAAUAAAGAAGAAGAAACAGCUUGUGAAUUCCACAUGUCUGCAUUGCUAGACAUGGUAGAUGCUUGAUCAGCAUUUCUCGAAACUGGUAGAACAAGAGAAGUGACAAUGUAUGACAUCAGACAUGAAUAACAAAAGUCUGCAUAAAAACAAGAGCCAUUGUAGAUGGAUGACUGAUAAUUCUUGCAUAUGGUUGUGUAAUACUUCCUUGAUGAAGUUGAAUGCAUCCUUUGGUCUUGCUUUUUGAUUUGAUUAGCUGUACAUAUAUACCUGGAAAUAAGUUCCAUUAAUCUCAAUAGAACUUAUUUCCAUGAAAGCCAGUUCAGUUAUAGUUUCUACAUAGCCAUAAUUUCUAUGUAAGAAUUUACUGUAUCCUGUAAAUUGUAAUAUUGCUACCUUAUGGCCAUGUAACUUAUGCUAUGUAGGUGAAGUCUUGAAUCCUAGUUAAUAUAAAGAAGUUCAUGGACCGUGUAUUUCCUGUCUUUUACUCCCCUCCCUAGGAGUUGGGAAAGGGUCUUCUGGACAAUAUGGAAUGUGGCAGAGGAGGAGGUUGAAAACUUUCUUUUAUGGACUUCCUUAAGUUCAGUCAUAUUACAGUCUGCCAAUAUGAAUGUUAUGAACAUUAGAAUGAAUUCAUGGGCCUUAGUGUAUAUUUUACAUUUGUAUUGGAAUUUCCAUGGUUGAAAAAAAAAAAAGGUUAUUUUGAAUCACAACUGGAGUUACUUUCAGUCAUGAAGGAGUCUUAGAGAUCAGGGGAUUACUAGAACAAGAUACUUUUAGCAUCUUGUUUUUUUCCUCCUGUGGGAUAUGAACAGAUUCCCUCUCCCAUGACAUCCUGGAAUUUUUUACCAUAAAUGCUCUAUUCUUUGUCAUCUGAGAUCUAUUAAAAAACCCUGAUCUUAGUUCACUGAGUGAACUCAUUCACUUCAUUUUAUGAAGUGACCUCAGAUCUUACAUUAAAAAUAUUAGAACGUAUUUUUAAUGUGAAUGGCAAUAUCUUUAUCAAGAAAAUAUUAUCAUGGAAAUAUUCUUAAAUACACAGAUUGUAAAGUGGGCAGUAGCUUACUUGCUUAAGAGUAAGAAGCUUGGCAACUGUAUUUUUCCUUUAAAACUAAUUGUGUAAUUUUCUAUUUUAAUGUAUAAUGUAUAAAUUUCUAUUUAUAUAAUUCCUUUAUUUUUAGUUAAGUGUAAUGUUUUGAAAGUGGUAUUUGCAUUGUGACCAGCU